Molecule: messenger RNA, 645 nt
Organism: Ostrinia furnacalis (Asian corn borer)
Lineage: Eukaryota; Metazoa; Arthropoda; Insecta; Lepidoptera; Crambidae
Exons: 7
Coding region: 1-645 (214 amino acids)
Source: RefSeq, a predicted model, not a curated record
AUGAUUACCGUUACACAAUCAUUGGCGGCUGAUAUGGACGACCGAAAGGAGUUGUGUGUCGUGGUCGUGCUGUUAUUGUUUGAUCGGUCGCUCCCCGUGCCCAUACAAAGUAUGAUGAAGAUUGCGAACUGCGAUGCCUCGCGGUCCACCGAACCUGAGGGCAACGUCGGCCAGAGCGCUGCCUUCCCAUGGCUGGGACUGCUAAGGGUGCACAUACACGACUUCGACCAACUGAAGAUAGCGGUGACGGGCCUGAUACUGGUAAAGGAGAGGUACGCCGUCGCCAACGCCGAUGAUGUCUCAAGGAUACCCAAGCACGUGUUUACGCAGGACAGCAAAGCCAUGUUUAUACCCAAAACAGGAGAUCCGUGGUUCACCAACCUCAAGGACUACAUGAUCCACCCUGAGUUUGAGUUCGCCACGUACAACACCAUAGCCCUGGUGGAGCUUGACUUAGAUCCAGGCACUGUGGUGCCAUUCAAACCAGUAUGCUGGCCAGGCCAUUUCUUCAAUACGUCGAACCUACUAUACGCAGUAGGGUACACAGACGAAAACGAGCUCAUGGAGAAAAUAGUUUACACCGUCCAAUACAUAAAGCCUUCUUUGUGCAACGAAUUCUAUAAUCGAGUUGGAUUGGUGGUGUAA